AUGGUCCUGCUGCACGUGAAGAAGGGCGCCGAGUCGCUGUUUCUGUACGAAACCAGCUGCGAAGCAGACAUGAAGGACGUUUACCACGAUGUCACUGCCAUUUUCAACGGCAGAAUACGGAUCGAACAGCUCUGCCAUGACUUUGAGGAGUUGUCGAAGCACGGUUCAGUGAUGCCGGAGGACAUGCAGGGCCUAGCACCGGGCCAGGCCGAGGAACUGCGUCUGGAGGACGAGUGGGCGGACAAGUGCGAGGCCUCGGGCGGCUGGAGGCCCAACUCCGACCCCAUGGGCCGCCGCAACGGACGCCAGCCCUCCGAACAAAUGGAGCGAGUGCUGCUGGACGCCGCUGCCGAGGCAAAAACUGCCAUUUCCAAGGCUCAGGUGGAGGCGAAGAAAGCCCUGAGCGUGCCGUUGGUCGCUGAGCUGCUGCAUAUGCUGCGAGGGGCCACCCUCGUGGUCUACCCCAUGGGACUGCCCCCGCACGACCCUUGCUUCCUCACGGAGCAAAUGUGCGACGAGUUCGCCUCCGCUGAAAUUCCCUCUAGAGAGGGCAUUCCAAGCGGCGAGGCGAUGCUGUGGUUCUGCAGCCGCCACCUGAGCCGCGAAGGCGCCGUUUCCAAGGCGCUCAACUCGAGCAACGAGAAAACCAAAGUCAUUGUAAAGAUCACGGGCGCCAGCAAAGGGCCUCCGAGCAAGGAGGCCGCCAUCACCGAGGAGGACCAACUGAAAAUGAUGCAGCACUUCCGGCAGAGGCAGGACCAGCUGCAGGUAGGACUUGAAAUCCCCUCACCUCCCACCCGACUGACUAACCGACUGACAAACUAA
Messenger RNA from Cloeon dipterum, 825 nucleotides. RefSeq names its product cilia- and flagella-associated protein 298-A. Bases 1 to 825 code for a protein of 274 amino acids. NCBI's taxonomy places the organism in Eukaryota, Metazoa, Arthropoda, Insecta, Ephemeroptera, Baetidae. Gene Ontology annotation, biological process: regulation of cilium movement. The transcript has 3 exons. The record is from RefSeq and is a predicted model, not a curated record.